Epinephelus lanceolatus (giant grouper) is the source of this 13145-nucleotide messenger RNA. It is a transcript of the gene pkhd1l1.1, whose product is annotated as PKHD1 like 1, tandem duplicate 1. NCBI's taxonomy places the organism in Eukaryota, Metazoa, Chordata, Actinopteri, Perciformes, Serranidae. The record is from RefSeq and is a predicted model, not a curated record.
CUUUGUGGACCAUUGGUACAUCCAACAAAUAAACGUCGUUUUCAUCAGACUGCAGGUGAAGCAGCAGGGAAAUCUGGGAAAACCUCCAGGAUGGAGUCCCCGAAGAAGCUGGCGGCUCUCCUCCUCGCACUCUGGAGCUGCUGCAGUGCUCAACAAGUUUACUACAUAACUCCACAUAUUGGCAGCGCCAAUGGAGCAACACAUGUCGUCAUUGAUGGAGACGGUUUUGCCCAGGAGAACCAGUUCCAGCUGAAUCCAGCAGACGACACUUUUGGCAACCGUGUGACCUUUGUGUCAGAUACCAGGACAAUCCCUUGUGAUGUGGAGAGAGACUCAACACAUGGCAACCGGAUCACAUGUUACACCAGACCCAUGCCGAAUGAUCACUAUAUGGUCCGUGUCAGUGUGGACGGUGUUCCCAUCCCUAACAGCAAUUUGUGCAAUGGUGUGCCCAAUUCAGGCAGCUGCAGCUUCUAUACUGUGUGGUAUCGCACGCCUACUAUCACCAAGCUGAGUCCACUCAGUGGUCCCCCAGGCACCGUGGUGACAGUGCGAGGACGGAUCUACACUAAUGUGUAUGGAAGCAACACUGAGAAGAGCUCCAAUGGCCGCAAUGUCAGAUUUCUGAGAGCCUACAUGGGAGGGAUGCCAUGCGAGCUGCUCCAACCCAAUUCAGAUGAACUAUAUAACCUACGACUGGACUCUGAAACUUCUGUUUAUGGAGAAAUGAGCUGCAAAAUAACGGGGACGUACAUUGGGCAUCACAACAUAAGUUUCAUUCAUGAUGCUGAUUAUGGAAGGAGUUUACCAGAACAAAACCUGUACAUGGUUUCAGCUUUGAACAAGUUCUCCAUGUUUCAGACCCAUGCAGAGGUGACAGGAGUCUCCCCAUCCACGGGCAGUGUCAUGGGUGGAACCCUGUUGACGAUCCACGGUCGCUAUUUCGACGAAACUGAUCACCCAGCACGUGUUCUUAUUGCAGGCCUGCCGUGUGAAAUCCAGAGUGUCUCUGAUGACAGAAUUACGUGCAGGACCGCCAAACACGCGAUGAACAACAACAUGACAGUCUACCCAGGUGGAAGAGGCUUGAAGAUGGAGGUGUGGAACCAGACAAGACCCAGAUACCUAACUGACAUUUGGGGCUACAAUGAGAACACAACUGGAUACUGGACACAGCAGAUCAACUCCACACCCCACAUCUUUGAUUUUGACCUUAAUGAUUUCAGUUCAAAAGUCAGUGGCUUCUUCGUCCCUCCAGCCAGUGCCAACUACACCAUGUACCUCCACUGUGAUGACCGAUGUGAGCUCUACCUUAGCAACUCCAGCCGUCCGGAACACAAGGUUAAAGUUGCGUAUCAGACAGGUUAUGUCACAAAUUUCAUGAGAAGGGACUCACAAAAAUCUGAAGUAUUGGCCCUAGAGGCAGGAAAACACUACUACAUUGAAAUUCUGCAGCAAGAAUAUGGAGGCGCAGCCAGUCUCAACGUUGGCUUAUUUCAAGGGGAGAGUUCCUUUACAGAAGACCUGACGUACCAUGCUAUCAACGAGGUUCAGAAUAUCGUGGCUGAAUAUGACGUGUAUGAUGAAACACAGGUGGUGACCUUUGAUUCCUGGCCCAGCGGUGUUGCUACAGUCAAAGAGGUCCAGAGGGUUACCGUUAACAGCAACUGUACCAGCCCUCUUUGUGGAAGCACCUUCUUCAGCCUCAGCUACGGAGGUGCAAUGACAGGGCCGAUUCCAGUCAGCGCCUCAGCAGAUAUGGUGGAAGCAUCCUUAAACAGACUUUGGUCCAUCAAACCCGACACAGUCCAGGUCACCAAACAGGACGACAGCCAAGGAUCUCACUACACAGUCACAUUCAAUUCUAACAGAGGAGAUUUUGAACUUCUUCAUGUUGAGGUUUAUGGUGCAGACACCAUUGUCACGGUUGCUGAGAUCACAAAGGGCAGAAGCAACAUGGAGACCUUCACUCUGUUGUGGGGGGGGAUCCCUACAGAGCCCAUCGCCUUUAAUGCAAAUGAAUCUGAGGUGCAGUUGGCUCUGGAGGACAUGAUGAAAGCCAAGUGUCCUGAGGAGAUCCUGACCACUGAAGGAACUGAUGUGAAAUACUUCAAAGACUUUGAAUAUGACAAUUCUCAGUUUAUCACCACUGCGGAAGGGACUCCAGUGAAAAACUCUGCUUUCUGUGGCCUGUGGUCGCUGAAGAACGCUCAGGUUCUUUUCAAGAAGAGUUAUACCACAGAGUCUGGUGGCAGCUACGGAUCAGUUUCACUGAACAGACAUCCCAUGCUUUGCUUUGCAUACAGGGGAAUGUUAAAGGAUGAAGUUGGAAUGAAGUUCACUUACCGCAACAUCCAAGGCACAAUGCAUACAGAGACCGCAAAGAUCAGCACUCUCUUCACUAAAGGCCACAAAUGGAGUUAUAAAUGCAUGGACCUGCAGAGCUCCCUGCAGACAGAAUACAUUGGAAGCGAAUACAGUUUGCACGAGUUUUACCUCUACAAAGACAUCUCUGGUGAAGAUUUCUAUGUGGAUGCCGUUCACAUUGGAAAGCGGCCCACCACAGUUGAUGAAAAUGUUGUACCCCACAAGAGGAGACCUCCACCCUUUGAGUUCUCAGGUCGUUCCUUCGAGAUGAUCACUGUUACCAAACACACACCCACUGCUUCACAGAUCAGCUACGAGAUUACAGCCACACCGGAUGACUGUGCCUUUGAUUUCCCACUGCUAGAAGUUGCCUUCAUGCAGAUGUCUUACAGCAGCGAGGACAUGGCAGAGUUCAAGGAAGGAGCAGCCACCGUUAACAUCACCCGCCCUCACAGAGCCACCCCUCCUCUGAAUGGCACCUUUGAUGUGGAGAUUUAUGGAGAACGAGCUGAAGGCCUGUCAGUGGACAUCAGUGAGGAGGACCUCAAGUAUGCUCUGGAGGGAAUCACAGGGAUGGGUCAGGUCAGCGUAUCAUGGCUAGGAAGCUGCAGAAAACCAAAGUGGCAGGUCAAGUGGCUCACUAAUCCUGGAGACCAACCUCUGAUGAAGGUCGACAGCUCAUCCGUGGUUGGCAACAACGCAGUUGUUGUAACCAAAGAGAUGAAAAAAGGAGGAUUGUUUAGGCAAAGAAUGACAGAUACCUACCGUGUCCCAGAAACAAAACCACAGGUGGAGGUUUACAUCAACGGCAUUCCCUCAGCGUGUUCUGGUGACUGUGGGUUUGAGUGGUCUGAGGACAAGACUCCAGUUGUGACUGGAAUUAGCCCAUCUCAAGGAUCUGAUGGCCUGGGGACUCUUCUGACUGUCAGUGGAACUGGCUUUAGUAGUGAGAACGCUUCCAUCUUUGUGGGAAAGACCCCAUGUCAUGUUGAACAGAUCACCGGUACCACUCAGGUUUGCAGACUGGGCAGUGCCAGUGCUGGUACCUACCCUGUAUUUGUCAGCUUCCCCUCUCUGGGUAAUGCAGGAGGCAACAUCUUCCACUUCACCUACCAGCUCAUUGUUUCCUCGUUCUCACCACUCUCUGGAAGUGUGGCAGGAGGUACAGUGCUGACAGUGACAGGUUUUGGCUUCAGCCAGAACACCACAGUUACUGUUGGCAGUGCAGAGUGCACUUUGAUGUAUGCCACUGAGACUGAGCUGAAAUGCAGAACACCAGCGGGAACUGCAGGAUCACAGAGCGUCACAGUGAUGGUUGGAAACAUGAGUCAGACAGCCAGCAGCUCCUUCACCUAUGAUACUGACCUUACACCUCUGAUCUCAGACCUGAGUCCUCAAACUACCACAGUGAUUGCACAGGAAAUUCUCACCAUCCAGGGCUCCAACCUGGGAGGCCCAGACAAUGACAGCAUCGUGUUCAUAGGCAGAAGGGAGUGUGUGACCAUUCAGUGGACGGAGACAAGCAUCACCUGUCAUCUCCCUGUGCUGCCGCCGGGCUUGUACAAGGUGGAUGUACAGGUUGGAAACAAUGGGUACCCCCAGACAAGCAACGGUGUGAACGCUACCAUUGAAUACAUCCUGGAAGUCCACAGCAUCUCCCCACAGCUUGGCUCCUUGAUGGGAGGAACCAGGCUGACUAUUUUUGGAUCUGGUUUCAGCAGCAACACAUCUGACAACAGAGUUUCCUUUGGAGAAGCUGAGUGUGAAGUGAAGACUGCCUCAGAGAAUGAACUGCAGUGUGAUAUGCAGUCAAACGAGAGGACCUACACCGUCACCAAUCAGGGAUUCCACCACACUUAUGGACAGGGGUAUGCAUGGAGUCCUGCCUCACUCACAGUGCUUGUUGGAGACACAGUUAAGUGGCGAUGGGAGGCACCAGCUUUCCAGAAUGUAUGGUACAGUGUCUUCAGUGUUUCUAGCCCAAGUGGCACCACCUACGAGGAGGGACCAUUUAACAGUGGAGGAAAGACACAAAAAGGGUUUUUCAGCUACCGUUUCACUAUACCUGGUGUGUACUACUACAGCAGCGGCUACAUAGACAAUGCCCACGCCAGGCUACUGCAGGGAGUUGUGAGAGUCAAGGCUCGGGCAGAUAUGAGCAGCAGGGUCUCUGUCAGCGUUGGAGGCAUGGAGGCCAGACAUGUGUUGGGAGGUCCACAUCGCUCCUCUAGAUCAGCCACACAGUGUGUCGCCUCCCCACAGUGCCCACAGACCAACACCUCAAACAGCCUUUCCUUCAGCGCCUCCACCUGCUCCACCCCCACAGUCCACUCCAUCUCUCCCAACCAGGGAUCAUACCACCAGCUCAUCCACAUCCAGGGCAACAGCUUCAGCGACAUUACCUGCGCUAAUGAGGUAACAGUGGGAGGUGAGCCCUGUCAGGUGAUCAACAGCUCUCACUCUGAGAUCAUCUGCCACCUCAGCCACGACAGCGAACUUCCCAUUGGCGUCCCUCUCCCCGUAGCCAUCAGAGUCAACAACCUCGGCAGCGCCAUCCUUGCCAUACCAAAUGAGCUCGACCGGCGUUUUGUUGUUCUGCCUGUGGUCGACUCGGUCUCGCCUGCUAUCGGCAGCCCUACUGGCCACACACGGCUCCUCAUCGAAGGCUCUGGCUUCUCCUCAGGACAAGUGACAACUGCCAGCGAGCCGUGCGCUGUUGUGUCAGUCAAUUACACGUUCAUUACCUGUGACACCUCUCCUUCUCAGCCACACACUGGUGAUGUCGUCUUCCAAAUGGGCAGGAUCCAAAGCUCCUGUUAUUCAAACUGCUCCUUCACAUACUCUUCUUCCGUCACUCCUGCAAUUGCCAGUAUUUCCCCCGACAGCAUCAGCGAUCCAACCAUUGUCACCAUUUCUGGCUCAGGGUUUGGCAACAGUGUCGAUAACGUGGCAGUUUUUGCCAGCGCCUCAGAGCUGGAAGUCACUGCCGUGGCUGAUGACAACAUCCAAGUGCGAGUUGAUGCUCUGCCUGCAGGCAACCAUCCAAUUGAAGUGAUUGUAAGAAGCAAAGGCCUUGCAUCCGGAUCUGUCACUCUGAGCAGCCAUGCCCAAGCCACUCUCAACCCCGACAUGGGCAGCGUGGAAGGAGGAACUCCUCUUGUCUUCACUGGGAAUGGCUUCGCUCCGGGGAACACAAGUGUGAUGGUUGGUGAUGAACCAUGCGAGAUUGAGGAAGUGAUGCCGGGAAUGCUUCGCUGCCUGACACCUCCCCACGAUGAGGGGCUGGUAAUCGUCAUCAUCCAGGUGCUUUCAGUGCAGUAUCCGCCCCUCAACUUCACCUACUCUGCAGCUCACACUCCUAUCAUCAGCUCCAUCAGCCCUACCACUGGGCUGGGUGGUGCAGUCAUCACACUGACGGGUUCAGGAUUUGGCACCGACUCUCAGCAUAUCUCUGUCACCAUAAACCAUGUCCCCUGUGUCGUGUCUACAGUCUCAGACACACAGGUUCAGUGCACGGCAGGAGACAACCCAGGAGGGGCAUACGAAAUCAUGCUGCAUCACCAGGUCAAAGGUUACGCUGAGUCAGAUGUCACGUUCAAGUAUGAGCUGACUCUGAGCAGCGUGCAGCCAAACGAGGGCAGUUUCGGUGGUGGCGCCCUGCUGUCUGUGCAGGGCUCUGGGUUUGACCCGCACAACUCCACUGUGACGAUCUGCGGGGAGGAGUGUGAAGUUCAAAGAGAAAUGUCCACAUCAACCCGUCUGUACUGCCAGUCUCCAGCCAUCAACGAGACUCAAUCAGUGGUGAGCUGCGUGGUUGCCGUCAACAACCAGAUGGAUUCCGUCAACAUAUCAAAUGGCUACACCUACAAAUCUCAGUUGACUCCGGUGAUCACCGAGGUUUCUCCACGCAGAGGAGGCACAGCUGGAGGCACCCGGCUCACAAUCACAGGCUCUGGUUUCAGCACUGACAUGAAUGAACUCAACGUGACCAUUGCAGGCUCUGUGUGUGACGUUCAAUCCACUAACAACACACACAUCAUCUGUAUUACGAACGCUCAGCGACAGUCACAGGAAACCAAAGUCAGAGUCAGCAUAGGAGACCAAGGCAUCGCCAAUAUGGAUAAUGCAGAUUUCUUCUACAUUGACGUGUGGUCGUCCAGGUUCACGUGGGGCGGUCUGUCUCCACCUGAGAAGGGCUCGUUUGCUGUCAUCUCCAAAGGCCAGACCAUCCUGCUGGACACCAACACCCCUGUGCUGAAAAUGCUCCUCAUUCAAGGAGGGUCACUGAUUUUUGAUGAAGCAGACAUUGAGCUGCAGGCAGAAAACAUCCUGAUUACAGAUGGUGGACGGCUUCAGAUCGGCCAGGAGGGGGCGCCAUUCCAGCACAAAGCCAUCAUCACACUUCAUGGAGACCUGCGGGCACCUGAACUUCCUGUCUACGGAGCCAAGACGCUGGCAGUCAGAGAGGGAGUGCUGGACCUGCAUGGUAUUCCAGUUCCUGUCCCCUGGACCCACCUGGCUCAAACAGCAACCAGUGGCACCGUCACACUAACUCUGAUGAAAGCAGUGACAUGGAAAGCUGGAGAUGAAAUUGUCAUCGCUUCCACCGGCCACAGACACAGUCAGAGAGAGAACGAGGUGAGGAGGAUCGCCGCCGUGUCAGCCGAUGGCAUGACCCUAACCCUGACCGAGCCGCUCGAGUACACUCACCUCGGGGUGACUGUCACACUGCCUGAUGGUACUGUGUUUGAGGGCAGAGCUGAGGUGGGUCUCCUCACCAGGAACAUCUUGGUACGAGGCUCCCAACACCAAGAGUGGAAUGACAAGAUAGAAGCCUGCCCCGAUGGCUUCGAUACAGGUGAAUUCGCAACUCAAACCUGUUUCCAAGGGCGAUUUGGAGAAGAAAUCGGCAGUGAUGAGUAUGGAGGCUGCAUCAUGUUCCACGCACCCAGACCAAAUGAGAAUCUUGCAAUCGGCAGACUGGAAUAUGUUGAGGUCUUCCAUGCAGGACAGGCCUUCAGGCUGGGACGUUACCCCAUUCACUGGCAUCUGAUGGGAGACAUCGACUACAAGUCAUAUGUUCGGGGUUGUGCCAUCCAUCAGACCUUCAACAGGGCCGUAACCAUCCACAACACCCACCGGCUACUGGUGGAGCACAACGUCAUUUACAACAUCAAGGGUGGGGCCUUCUUCAUCGAGGAUGGCAUCGAGACAAAGAACAUCCUGCAGUACAACCUGGCUGUGUUUGUCAAACAAAGCACCAGCCUGCUAAAUGAUGAUGUCACUCCAGCCGCCUACUGGGUCACCAACCCUGACAAUAUCAUCCGCCACAACGCUGCUGCUGGAGGAACCCAUUUUGGCUUCUGGUACCGCAUGCACAGGCACCCCGAUGGCCCGUCCUAUGACAGAAACAUCUGCCAGAAGAAGGUCCCUCUCGGUGAGUUUUACAACAACACCGUGCACUCUCAGGGCUGGUUUGGCCUUUGGAUCUUUGUAGACUUCAACCCCAUGAAGGGAGGACACUGCUGGUCCAAUACCCCUGAGCCCGCUGUCUUCAACUCCCUCACCACCUGGAACUGUGAGAAAGGUGCAGAGUGGGUCAAUGUGGGCGCUGUGCAGUUCAACAACUUUGUCAUGGUCAACAAUGAGAAAGCCGGUAUUGAAGCCAAGCGCAUCUUGCAGUGGGCGGUAAGUGGCUUUGGAGAGGAAGGAGGGGCGAUGAUGUCAAACAGCACCAUUGUGGGCCAUGUGGACGAGCUUGAACUGGGAGAUGACUUCUGCACACACAGAGGUAUCAUCGCACCAUUGGAUGAUGGCCUCAGCGUCCAUAACACCAAAUUCAUCAACUUCGACCGCAGCUCUUGCGCAGCCAUUGGGGUGGCCAGAAUCGAUGGGACAUGUAUUGAUCGUUGUGGUGGCUGGGCUGUCAGGUUUAGUGGCAUCGAGUACUUCAACUCACCCAACAAGGCCGGCUUCAGGUGGGAGCAUGAGGUGCAGCUGGUGGACACUGACGGCUCCCUCACAGGAAACAUUGACCACAAAGUUGUGCCUAUGAGCGGCUUGCUGGAUCCUGCUCACUGUUCCCAGAGUUCCGAGUGGAGUGUGGCUUUCCCCGGCGCUGUGUGCGAUGAGACAGUCAACUUCCAUCGUUUGGCGUUAAACAACCCAACACCUGACUCUCUGAGGGCCAAAGAUGUCAUCUUAACCAACUCACAUGGCACCAGUGCGGUUCCCUAUUUAAAGAAACGAAUUACUCAUAAGUUUGGCUGGAUGGCCAUGCUGCCCUCUGGACAAACGUACAGGUGGUUCUUUGACGACAUGGAUCAUAUCACCAACAUCACUUACAAUGCAAAAUUCUAUGGCUUCAAGUCAGAUCAGUAUGUGAUCAUCAACCACAACUUCACACAGAGUCCUGACAGAUUCCAUAUCAUUGACGAUAGAAACGGCUCGUCCACACCGCUGAGCUUCAGCGACAAUGAGAAUGGAGACUGGUACUUCGACGACAGCUCCAACAACCUCUAUUAUAUCGUAUCUGGGAAGAGAAGUGAGCGCAGGCGUCGUAACAGCGUUGACCGCUCUUUGAGGGACACCAAGGUGAACUUAGGGGUCUACCGCUGCUUCUACCCUAACUGCAUCGCACCAACACCACCACCUCCAGCCACGCUUCCCCCUUUACCCAGCCACCGGCCGGAAAACUUCAUUCUGUGGUCUGAUGCCUCAUUCUGGGAAAAUUCAGCUGAGAAUAACUUCACUGUACCAGAAGAGGGCGCUGAUGUGGUCAUCCCGUCAGGGGAGUGGGUGGUUUUGGACAGUGACACUCCUCCCCUCAACAAGCUGACGGUCAUUGGAGUUUUGGAGAUCCCCGACAACAUGGGAAACUCGUCCUCCAGACCUGCUCGUUCUGCACCUGAAUACAGCACUGUGGUGAUAGAUGCUGUCUACAUCUCCAUCCAGGGUGGCAGGCUGAUUGCAGGAUGGGAAGACGAGCCAUUCAGAGGUCAACUGUACAUCAGACUGAGAGGAGACCACCGCACACCUGACUGGCCUCUGCCCAAUGGACCAAACCAGGGAUCCAAAGUCCUGGGUGUGUUUGGAACACUGGAGCUCUAUGGACUACCCCACAACGUUUACCAUACCAAACUGGCUGCCACUGCUGACGCUGGAUCCAACACUCUGACCCUGUUGAAGUCUGUCGAUUGGCAGGUUGGAGACGAGGUCGUCAUCUCCACCUCCAGCUACAACCCGUGGGAGACAGAAAAACGUGAGAUCUCCGCCGUGUCAGCAGACGGCCUCGUCCUGACCUUGAACCAGCCUUUGGCCCACGCUCACAUCGGUGAGACUUACUCUGUCUCAGGUACAUCGCUCUCCUACACUCUGGCAGCUGAUGUCGCUCUUGUGACCAGAAAUAUUAAGAUCAUUGGUGAAGACUAUCCAGAAAUGAUGCAGGAGUCGUUUGGAGCCAGAGUUCUGGUAGGCACCUACUCCUGGGAUGGCAUCGACUAUAAAGGCAAAGCUCAGAUCAGCAACGUGGAGUUCUUCCAGUCUGGUCAGGAAGGCUGGACCGACGACACCGACCCUCGUUACUCUGUGGCCUUCCUCAACCUGGGAGAGGUUUCAGAAGAUGAGACAUACAUUAAGGGCUGCGCUUUCCAUGACGGCUUCGCUCCAGCCAUCGGUGUCUUUGGGACGGAGGGACUGAACAUUGACAAUAACGUCAUCCACCGCACUGUCGGAGAAGCUAUAAGAAUUUGGGGCAACAGGAUAACACUGCGGUUUAACCUCGUGAUGUUCUCACUUUGGCCUGGAUCAUAUCAGGACAGAGAGGAGCCCUUCAACUUUAACUGGAACGCUGCUGUCGAGGUCAUUGAGGGGACAAAUGUUGUGCUGCAGAAUAACAUUGUGGCAGGUUACGAGAGAGUCGCUUAUCGCAUCAAUGGUGAACCAUGUCCAGGUUUUUUGAAUGAGAAUGAGAACUGGAUCGGCAACGAGGCUCACGGUGGUCUGUACGGAGUCUAUCUGAACCAAGAUGGUUUGCCUGGCUGCAGCCUCAUCCGGGGCUUCUUCGUCUGGAGGAGCUUUGACUACGGCAUCUACUUCCAGACCUCCAUGAACGUUAUUGUUGCCAAUGUGACCCUGGUGGACAACGGGAUGGGCAUCAUGCCAAUAAUCUACACUCCUCCUUCUCUCUCCCAUGCAUACGCUGAUAAAACUGUACAUGUUCAGAAUGCCUUCAUUGUUGGCAGCAGCCCGCACUUCAACUGUUCAGAUGCUUUGCCCAGCGGUGACUUUAAUGUGUUUAUCACCAAGAGCGAACGAGCCCCAAGACCUCUCACAGGUGGCAGAUCUGGAAUCUGUUGGCCGACCUUUGCAUCUGGCCACAACAGAGCUCCAACUAUGCCCCAUCAUGGAAUCAGUAGCUACAACGCCAUUAAAGGACUGAUGAAAGUCGUGGACACAACCUUCGCUGGUUUCCGGAGUGUCUGCUCUGAUGAAGUAGAUGUAAUGUUCAUGACCAACCCGGAGAACGAUGACCUGCAGCACCCUGUGCAGGUUUCAGGCAUAACAAUGAGUGACAGCACAGAGGAGGCCAAAGUCUACAUCCACAGGCCUGAUAUCAGUAAAGUUAACCCCUCUGACUGUGUGGACAUGGACUGCGAUGGGAAAAAGAAGACCAUGUUGAAGGAUUUGGAUGGUUCGUUUCUGGGUACAGUGGGAACUGUGGUGCCCCAGUCUGAGUAUGAGUGGGGUGGUGAUCCCAGGAGGGGGCUGGGCGACUACCGCAUCCCACCAGUCAUGCUCACUUACCUCAAUGGCAGCCGUAUCCCCGUGAACCAGAUUGCACCACACAAAGGUGUGAUCAGGGAGAACUGCACAUACAUGAGUUCCUGGCAGAGCUACAAGUGUUUCGGGCUGAACUACAGGAUGCUGGUGAUCGAGAGUCUCGACUCCGACACAGAGACCAGGCGUCUGUCCCCGGUUGCUGUGCUAGGAGAAGGCUUUGUGGAUCUGCUCAAUGGUCCUCAGGAUCAUGGUUGGUGUGCGGGCUACACCUGCCAAAAGAGACUGUCUCUUUUCCACAGCAUCGUGGCCACCGGUCACUCCUUCGACGUCUACUUCAGCAGCGUCAGCCCUCAGAAACUUCGCCUCAUGAUGCUCAACGCUGAUCCAUCUGAGAGCGUCGUGGUAUCAGUCUUCUACUCCAAGCCGCAGAGGUUGGAUGUGUAUGUUGACAACAAUCUGGUUGCUCCGACUAACGCUCAGUGGAACGCUGACAACAGUGACUACACUCUGAGGGAGCCCACCUAUCCAGGCCAAUACUUCCCCAAACUGAACACCACUGAGGGCGCAAACUACUUUGACCAGGACUACAAAAUGCUAAGGGUCUUGGUGCGGGGCUCCCAGCCAGUGGAGAUCCGAACCUCCCCGGUUCUCUUCCUCUCCUUUGAGCUGCCCGCCAUGACCGAGGAAGAGUUCUUCGGAGACAGUCUGAUCCAGAACCUUGCCACGUUCCUCAAAGUUCCCCCAAAUAUGAUCCGAAUCACCAACAUCAUCCGGGAAGAUGGAGGUGCACGGCGCAGGAAGAGAUCCACUGGCUUGAAGGUGGAGGUUGAGAUCAAGAAGCCUCCAGUCCAACAAACCAGCAACACCACCAACAAUGAGGAGGACUUUACGUUGUUGAAGAACAUCGCUGAUGAUCUGGGUCAGGCAGCAGUUUCCGGAAACCUCAGUCAGUCCAUCGGCUUUAACGUCUCCUCGAUGGGUGUCAUCCCUCCUCCUCCUCCAUCAUCUGACCCCAGCUGGGAGGAGGAGGCAAACGAAGAAGUGACGAGGGAGGAGCCGACAGUGAGCUAUGUGUCCAGCGUGAACAACCUGCUGCUGAUAGAGGAGCCGAUAGCCGGGGAGUUUGUGGGUCCUCUGUACCAGCAGCCCAGUCUCAUGGCUGUGGAUGAGCAGGGUAACUGUGUCUCUGUGGGAGUGACAUCACUCACUGUAACAGCCAACCUGAAGGACUCCAGUGGGAACAGUGUAGGCGGACUGGAAGGAAACACCACCAUCCUGUUUAGCACCUGCUGGGCAAACUUCACCAACCUGUCCAUUCUAAACAGCGGUGAGAACCUGACCAUGGUCUUCACCCUAAAGGAAUGGGGCGCCCAGUCACGCGGCUUCUCCGUCAAAAACACUCCAACCACCGAGAGCCCAUCAACGAGCACCGAGUCCGCAUCCACCCCGCCCACCACCACUGAGGACAACAGCAUCUUCGGCUCCAGCACUGCUGUGUCUGCUGGCAGUCUGUGUCUGGUCAGCGUCAUCUACUCUGUGGCCUGCUGCUCAGACAGCAUCCCCAUAUGUUAGGUGGUUCUGUGGAGUUUUAUGUUUAUGUUUUAUGAAGCAUACAACUUAUAUUCACCUCAACACGUGCAAGUCUGCUGAUUAAAACAUGUAGUCCUUCAUUAUAUUAUGCACAUGGCUGGUUUUUGGUGGUAAGAUAUUUAAAAAAGUUUUGGGGAUGUGGGUAAGAAAUCUCAACACUUAUACAUUAACCAAAGAAAUUAUUGGAAGCACCCCCUCACUUUGUUUCUGUCUCUUUUGGGUUCUUUUGUUGUAUUGUGUGUAAAUCUCUGUUUAUGAUGAUGCGUCAGGUGUAAGAUCCAAAUAGAUUUUCUAUUUUUAAACGGUGCAAUAGGUGUUUUACUUGACUCUGUUGUAACAAGAUGAAGGAAGUUGAUGUUAAACUAUUUUCUCUUUUCAAUAAAUUCUAUUUUUUGUUGAUAAACACA